Molecule: messenger RNA, 2838 nt
Organism: Paramisgurnus dabryanus
Lineage: Eukaryota; Metazoa; Chordata; Actinopteri; Cypriniformes; Cobitidae
Gene: castor1
Product: cytosolic arginine sensor for mTORC1 subunit 1
Biological process (GO): negative regulation of TORC1 signaling
Molecular function (GO): arginine binding
Source: RefSeq, a predicted model, not a curated record
CAUCUACUGCCGUACAUUGCAAUUCUCGACUUGAGUUACAUGUGUCCCUCUCCAAAAGCACAAGCGGUUUGUCCUGCAUGCGAGUAUGAAACGCGUUUCGCCGGGAAAAAUAAUACAGAGGUGGAUCUCGCGUUGCGUUAUUUAAAGUCCCCACCUUCCUCGCGAAUAACACCCAUCGAGCGCAUUUUCCUGAGGGAUUACAUACGAUGGACCUGCACAUCCUGGACCACCGACUACGAGUGACAUGUAUCAGCAAAACCGGACUGGAGCAUUACACGCAUCCACUGAUCAAGCUGAUAUUUCUGAGGAACAGGACGAGAUGCAAAUUUUUCAGUCUCACAGAGACUCCUGAAAAUUACACGGUUGUUCUUGACGAGGAGGGAUUUAAAGAGCUUCAGCCAUCAGAGCAUUUACAGGUUGAGGGCUCCACCUGGCUCCCGCUCAAUGUCGUCUCUAAUGGAAACGCUUCCAGCAGUUCGCAGGCUGUUGGCGUCACCAAGAUCGCCAAGUCUGUUAUCGCUCCUUUGGCCGAGCAACACGUGUCAGUCUUUAUGCUCUCCACGUACCAGACUGACUUUAUUCUGGUGCGAGAGAAAGACCUGUCUGUGGUGGUGGAGACUCUGGAGGAAGAGUUUAAUAUUUUUAGAGAGGAGGGGGGCGAAUCGGUGCCCGUUCACGGUCAGGAUGUUUUGAACGGACUUCAGAAAAACGGCAGAGAGGUACCGCAUGCAACGCUUCAUCCUGUGAUGAUUCCAGAAAAUCAGUUCUGUGUCAUGAGUUUGGAUCCGGACACACUGCCAGCGAUCGCCACAACACUUAUAGACGUUCUGUUCUACUCUAACAGUCCUAAAGAGGGCGCCAGCGCGGACCAAGAGAUGGAACGUAUCAAAUUCUUUUCUUUCUCCUUGAUUGAAGGAUACGUUUCCUUGGUGAUGGACACAGAAGCACAGAGACAAUUCCCCGCUGAUCUUCUGUUCACCAGUUCUUCAGGUGAGCUAUGGAGGAUGGUGAGAAUAGGAGGGCAGCCGCUCGGCUUUGAUGAAUGUGGGAUAGUUGCUCAGAUAUCGCAGCCUCUUGCAGGCAGUGAUAUAUCAGCUUAUUACAUUAGUACCUUCAGUUUUGAUCAUGCUCUGGUGCCUGAAGAAGAUAUAGCGAGUGUUACUGAGAUGCUACAAACUCAAAGAAAAGACGUUCCUUGUUGAGUUUUUUUCAUAUUUAGCAUCUUCCUCUUUUCUUGGAGAAGAAAACAAAAACAUAGUGGACGGUGAGCCACUAACGCAGUAUUACUCCUGAUCGUCUUACUUUCAGAAUACUGCGAAAUAUAACUUAACGUGUCCAAAGGCAUUAUAGUCAGGCCAUGUGACAAUGCAGAUAUCCUAAUUUUUUUUUAAUGCUGCAAUACACCCAUUUGUUGAAAUAUUCAACGUUUUUUUUUUACUUUAGAGUCCACAUAUCUUGAAAGUUCAACAAAAAUGUAUUAUAGACUAUCGGGCUGUUUUUGAUUUGCCUACAAAGCAGUAAAACUUCAGUGAAUUCAUCUCAUCAUCCCAGUGUUUUUCCUGGUAACACUUUACAGUAAGAUUAUAUUUGUUAACAUUAGUUGUUAGCAUUAGCGAUAUUAAUAAAAACUAUAUUGCUUAUUGUUAGUCUAUGUUAGCUAACACAUUUACAAACAAAUACAACCUUAAUGUAAAGUGUUACCGUUUUCGGAACCGAGCACUUUCCCAAAAACACUGCAAAACAUGACUUUCUUACUUAGUAUUUUUGUCUUUUUUUCAGUAAAAAUAUCUAAAAAUUCUUAAAUUAAGAUGAGCAAAAUGACCUAAGAAAAGAAGUCUAGUUUUUAGACAAAAAAUAUCAACUUUAAGCAAAUUAGUGCUUAAAACAAGCAAAAAAAUCUUCCAAUGGAAUAAGAAAAAUUUUCUUGAAAUAAUUCAAGAAAAUGUUUCUUAUUCCAUUGCCAUAUUUUUUUGUUUGUUUGUUAUUUAUAUUUUUUUGUCUAAAAACUAGACUUAUUUUCCUAGGUCAUUUUUCUUAUCAAGAAAAUACAUCUUAAUAUAAGAAUUUUUAGCUAUUUUUACUAAAAACAAGACAAAAAUACUACGUAAGAAAGUCAUCUUUGGAGUGCAAGAGAUUUGUAAUCAAAUUUGGUCGUAAUCAUUGAAGUCAUUUCUAAAUAAAAAUUGUUAAAAUAUAUUUUUUCUCGAGAUCUUUCUCAUGUGAGAUAUUUAUCUAAUGAGUUAUUGGGAGUAUAUCAUGAGUUUUGCAUGCGUUUAUAUCAGCAGAGAUGCACUGAUUGAAAAUAUCUUGUUGGCACAAUUGACAGAUUUAAUAUCAGGUGACUUAAAAAGAUUUUUAAAGAUGCAUUUUUGUUACAAAGCAAGCUCAGUGUUUUGGAAGAGCUGCUGAUUUGGAAACACUACAGAAUAUUUGACCGAUAAUUUCUUUAAAGCUAACCUGAUACAUAUUUUGUUUUGUGUGUUUAAGCUACUUUUUCUUAUUUUUAGGUCUAAUUUAAGGCACUAAUGCAGCUUAAGACAGUUCUUGACUUUUUUUAGAAUAUUGUAGAUUUUUGUAUGCAAGAAAACAUUUGUUAAAGAAUAUCUAGUGCCAUUAAGGAUUUGUCAUAUUUUAUUUUUUUAUCCGUUCACUUCUGCAAUAUCAGCACUUACUAAAGUUACCGAUGUGCAAACAUUGUUUUGUAUAGGUCAAUACUAAUAAUUCUGAGCAUUUAUGCUUUUGUAGUAUAGACUUUUGGUAUAUUUUAUACCGUGUGGAAAGUAUUGCAUAUUGUAUUUGUUACUGUGCUGCUUAUUCAAUAAAUACCCAUAAAUACUA